Messenger RNA from Osmia lignaria (orchard mason bee), 1676 nucleotides. It is a transcript of the gene Ubc10, whose product is annotated as ubiquitin conjugating enzyme 10. The record is from RefSeq and is a predicted model, not a curated record. Lineage: Eukaryota; Metazoa; Arthropoda; Insecta; Hymenoptera; Megachilidae.
UUCACAUUCGUGACCAAUAAUAAAUAUCUAUAUUUGUAUUAAUGAGGUAGCCGUGUUGUAAAACAGGAUACACAAUAAAUAGAAAUUUGUAGAACUUUGUUUUCUAAAGAUUUCUACAAAAAAUACUAGGGUAUUUUCAAAGGCGAAAUAGCUGCGAAGCCAUCAAGAAGUUGAGAAGUUUUGCUACUUUUAGUGAAAUUUAUUUUCAAAAUGGCAGCUACGAGAAGAUUGCAAAAGGAACUUGGUGAUUUAAGAGCUUCAGCAAUGAAAAAUUUUACAAAUAUUCAAGUAGAUGAGUCAAAUAUUCUUACUUGGCAAGGCCUUAUACUGCCGGAUAAUCCACCAUAUAAUAAGGGAGCAUUUAGAAUUGAGAUAAACUUUCCUGCAGAAUAUCCUUUUAAACCUCCAAAGAUAAACUUUAAAACUAAAAUAUAUCAUCCGAAUGUUGAUGAAAAGGGACAAGUAUGCUUACCAAUUAUCAGCGCUGAAAAUUGGAAACCAGCUACGAAAACAGAUCAAGUUGUACAAGCAUUGAUAGCAUUAGUAAAUGAUCCAGAGCCUGAACAUCCGUUGAGAGCAGACCUUGCCGAAGAGUUUCUAAAGGAUAGAAAAAAAUUUUUAAAAAACGCUGAAGAGUUCACGAAAAAACACGCAGAAAAAAGGCGGGAGUCAUCAUCAUCUAACGAAUAACCACGGGUGACCGAUUUUAUUCACCAAGAUGCCUGCCACCUGUCAGAUAAUUUAAUUGAAACCAGCAUAGACUUAACUGUUACAUGAAAACAAGUUGAGAUACAUGUGUACAGUAUUGGUUAACUACCGACAAUGAUAUAAAUAUGUGCAAAUUGUAAUGUUUAUAAAAGUGGAUUAACAAAUUUUUCAGAACAAAGUAAAAUAUAAUAAACUAACUGUAUGAUAUUGUAUACGAUUUGUAUUUAAAGUCGUUGCGUGGUUAUAAUCCAUAUAAUUCGAAGGAAAGAAAAGGAGGAAAAAACAAAAUGUCAUUUAUUCUUUUUGUGUUGGAGUAAAAAUCGUAAGUUUCUACAGUAAUGCAUUUUUCUUCCAAUGCUAUGGGUGCAUUAUCAUGAUGUUAAUUCCUCAAAAAUUGUAGAAGAAUUUUUAUGCGUAUCACUUAAGCUCGUAAACAAAUGUGAAUGUAAAUAAGUUUAUGUAAUUAUUAAAACAAUAGCAACACUUUCUUCUUAGCGCCGUUUUGAAAAUUGAAUUCAAUUUUUAUAUGUGAACGAUUCAUAUUGAAAAUUACGUUAUAAUACAUAGCGGAUGUAUUUGUUUUUUUCAAAUGUAAUAUUGAAGCAUUUAAUAGAUUUUAAAUUUAGAAAAAAUUAAGUUUAUAUCUUUAUUGAUUUGUUACUUCAUACAAUAUAUGUAAUAUUGUGUAGGAAAAAUAAUAUGAAAAUUCUGUAAUAUUCCGAAAUGUUCAACUCGAAACUUAUCUUUCCACACUAUUACAUAUGUACAAGUGGGUACUUGAAUACGAAAAACUCGGUUGUAUUGAAUACUAGUAAAUGGAAUAUAAAGGAUAGGAUCAAUAUGAUGCUUUGUAUUUAAAACGUAUUGAAACAAAGGACUACUUUUGCAGGGUUUUAUUUUUAUUCAGUUUGCGUAAGAAAGGGUAAAACCGUUUGUUUAAAUAUUAAAUCUCUAUAUUAAUAAAUAAA